Neltuma alba is the source of this 1893-nucleotide messenger RNA. Its product is annotated as amino acid permease 8. The record is from RefSeq and is a predicted model, not a curated record. The transcript is spliced from 7 exons. The coding region runs from base 121 to 1893 and encodes 590 amino acids. Gene Ontology annotation, molecular function: protein binding. NCBI's taxonomy places the organism in Eukaryota, Viridiplantae, Streptophyta, Magnoliopsida, Fabales, Fabaceae.
GGAGAGUACAGUGAGGGGGUUUGUAUACACGUGUGAGUGAAGGCGGGUCGCGUCCCGCGUCGCCCAUUUGUGAGCAUCCACGCCGCGCUUCAGAGUUGCGACUUGCGAGAAGGGAUCGAAAUGGACAUUAAGCCCGACGGGAAAACCGUUUCGCAAGUCGACGACGAUGGCAUGCCCAAAAGAACAGGGAGUGCAUUGACGGCGACGACGCACAUAAUAACUGUGGUAGUGGGAGCAGGAGUGCUUGCACUGCCGUGGGCGAUGGCUCAACUUGGAUGGAUCGGAGGAGUAGGUGUUAUGGUCACCUUUUCAUGCAUCUCCAUCUUCACUUACAAUCUCAUUGCUGAUUGCUACAGAUAUCCCCAUCCUAUCUCCGGCACCAGAAACUACACUUACAUGCAAGCCGUCAAAUCUUACUUGGGCGGCCGCAUGCACCUCGCCUGCGGUUUCGUCCAGUAUUCCAAGCUCGCUGGAAUUACUGUUGGCUAUACUAUCACCACCUCCACCAGCUUAGUGGCCAUCAAGAAGGCUGGGUGCUUCCACCGAAAAGGCCAUCAAGCUUAUUGCAAAUUUUCCAACAAUCCUUUCAUGGCUGCUUUUGGGGCCCUCCAGAUAUUCUUGUCCCAAAUUCCCAAUUUCCACGAGCUUACCUGGCUCUCAACCAUUGCUUGCAUUACGUCUUUUGGUUAUGCUCUUAUUGGGAGUGCUCUGUCUCUCGCUGUCCUCAUCCAAGGACAAGGAAGGCCAACCAGUGUAACCGGCGUAGAAGUAGGGCCUGAUCUAUCCGAAGAAGAUAAAAUGUGGAGAAUUUUCAGUGCAAUGGGGAACAUAGCGCUUGCUUGCUCUUACGCUACUGUUGUUUUUGAUAUUAUGGACACAUUGAAAUCAUCCCCACCAGAAUGCAAGCAGAUGAAAAAGGCUAACGUGUUGGGGAUCACAGCAAUGACAUCACUCUUCCUUGCAUGCGGUGGCCUUGGUUAUGCUGCUUUUGGGGACAAAACACCAGGCAACUUGCUCACUGGCUUCGGAUUUUACGAUCCCUUCUGGCUGGUCGACAUAGGAAAUAUAUGCAUCGUCAUCCACAUGCUGGGCGCAUAUCAGUUAAUGGCUCAAGCAUUCUUUCUUAUAGUUGAAUUGGGUGCAAAGAUGAUGUGGCCGAAGUCAGAUUUUGUGCACAAAGAAUACCCGUGCAGAAUAGGCAAUGUGACACUCAACUUGAACAUGUUUAGGCUAGUUUGGAGGACAGUAUUUGUGAUGAUAGCCACUACUCUGGCCAUGGCAAUGCCCUUCUUCAAUGAGUUUCUUGCCCUGCUCGGAGCCAUUGGGUUCUGGCCUCUCAUAGUGUUUUUCCCUGUACAAAUGCACAUCGCCCAGAGACAGAUAAAAACCCUGUCACUCAAGUGGUGCGCGCUACAACUUCUGAGCUUUGUCUGCUUCCUUGUUUCCUUGGCCGCAGCGGUUGGUGCCAUUCAUGGAAUCAGCCACAAUCUCUCCAAAUACAAGCCCUCAUGUUUAAACAAUUCGCGGGCCGCAGUCUCCGAGCAGAUCAUCCUGCUCAACGUUAAACAUCAACUGGGCGAUCCACCGUCGCUUCGAUCGUGGACCUCAUCGUCCUCACCUUGCGAUUGGCCAGAGAUACGUUGCGCCCAUGGCGUCGUCACCCAGCUCCUUCUCUCAGGAAAAGGUGUCUCCCGGAAGCUACCGCCAGCUAUCUGCGACCUCAAGAAUCUGACGGUGCUCGACCUUUCAAACAACAACAUCCGCGGAGAAUUCCCCAGAUUUUUGUACAAUUGCUCCAACCUCCAAUUCCUUGCCCUCUCUCAAAAUUACUUCGCUGGCCCAGUACCCGACGACAUUGACAGACUCAAAAACUCUAACGUUCUUAGACCUUAA